Messenger RNA from Colias croceus (clouded yellow), 4640 nucleotides. RefSeq names its product synaptogyrin (gene Syngr). NCBI's taxonomy places the organism in Eukaryota, Metazoa, Arthropoda, Insecta, Lepidoptera, Pieridae. The record is from RefSeq and is a predicted model, not a curated record. The transcript has 5 exons. Gene Ontology annotation, cellular component: neuromuscular junction; synaptic vesicle membrane. The coding region runs from base 125 to 808 and encodes 227 amino acids.
CUGCGGCCUGCGCUGCGCGAUCGAUAACAAUUCGUAGAUAAAGAUUCAGUUUGCGAGGUCAUAGACGUUGGUGAGCCGCAAGGUUGGAAAGUGCGCUUUGUAAAAUUAUUUAAAAUUUGUAAAAAUGGAUACUUCGGGCGCCUAUGGUGGUGGAAAGGCUGGAGGUGCCUUCGAUCCUCAAGCUUUUGUCCAAAAGCCCACUGUAAUCGUCAGGGCGGUGUGUUGGCUAUUCAGUGUGAUUGUGAUGGGCUGUAUAUCAGCCAAGGGCUGGUAUGUCAGCAAAGCAGACAAUCUGGAGUACUGUGUCUACAACAAUGACACGAAUGCUUGCAACUAUGGAGUUGGAAUCUCUGUGAUAGCAUUUAUUGCAUCUGUGUUUUUCAUAGCUGGAGAAUAUCUGUUUGAGCAGAUGUCCUCUGUGAAAACCAGGAAGCAUUAUGUACUGGCUGAUAUGGGCUUCUCAGCGUUCUGGGCAUUCCUGUACUUCGUCGGCUUCUGCUAUCUAUCCAACGCCUGGGGAAAGACCGAAAGCCCGCCAGUAGGAACCGCCAACAACAUGCAGGGUGCUAUCGCCUUUUGCUUCUUUUCUAUUUUCGCCUGGGUGGCCUGCGCGUUCUUCGCGUUCCAACGGUUCCGUAUGGGUGCGGACGCUGCGUUCGCGCCAGCUUAUGAGGUGGAGGGCGCGGUGGGCAGCCCGGGUUCAUUCCCCACAUACCCGGGCGCGCCCGACCCGCAGCCCGCCUACAGCGACCCGCCGUUCUCGCACCAGCAGACCGGUAACGUCGACUACACAGCCCCAACCUACUAAAGAGUAUUGCAAGUCGUAUGAUUCAUCCGAUUCGCCAUCUUCUUUUAUGUAUAUUUUUUGUCAUUUUAAAAUCAGUAUUGAAACACACUGUUAAUUAGAUCUCGAAAAACAGUCAAACUGAUAUCUUUAAUUUUAUAAUGUUGUGUUGAAUUUAAGUGAUUUUAAAUAUAGAUCUUUAUUUUUGUUAUUUUGUGGUUGUUCUAUUUAUUAUUUUUCAUAUGUUUAAAAUUUUAAUUAAUUAAGAAUUAUAUAAUAUCAAGAAAGGUUAUUUUUUCUCCGAAUUUUCAGUUAUGAAUAAAGUCGUUUAGUUCAUUAGGUGGUUUGUUAAAAAAAAUUGCAAAAAUCAACUAAUAUUAUAAAUAUAGUUACCUACCGGUAAUUUAUUUGCAAAUAUUUUAUAAUUUAACAAUCUUUAUUAUAUGGUAAAUUAGUAAUAAUAUAAUAGACACCAUUUUAAUUUUAUACGAAAAGAAACACUAGUCUCAUGCUUUCUUUGUCUUUAUCUUCGAGAUAGACAGAGAAAGCAUUAAAUUUGUUUAGCUAUGUUUUAAAUUAAAGAUUUUUAAAUUUAUUAUUUGAUUAAAACAUAGGUGAGGGGUCAUAACUAAAUUACGUUAUGUAAUUACAUGUAUAGAACGGGUCAGUCACAUAUUAUGACAUUCUAUGAAAAGGGGUUCAUCACAUUAUUUUAGUGUAUAUGACCCCUAUAGUGUCAAACAUAUUAUGUGACUUCACGUCAGUCAUGAGACGUAUUUUAUUUAGGGCUCCUAAUAGUAAAUAGUUACCAUGUAUGGCUUCACAGUACCUGCUUUGGGUAAAUGUAUAUUCGACAAUAUCCCCCUAUAGUGUUGUAUUAUAAAUCCUAUAAAUGUAAAUAAGAACAUGGAUGUUUUCAAUGUUAUAUUUAGAUACGGAUGUCGGGAAUAUAUUUGAGAUAUUCGUUUGAGUUAUUGUUGUACAAUAUCAAACGGUGUUCCGGAAAUUUUACAUUGACAGAAUCGUCUUGGAUGAGAAUGAAAUAAUGCAUGGAAUAUAACAAUAUAAUAUAUAAUAAGAAUAUAUUUAAACUUAAAAAACAUACAUAGUUUACAUAGUUUCUGUCAUCCCUAAAUAUGUAUAAUAAGUUUUGUAAAUUAACGAAUAUCCCAAAAUAUUCUCGAAUUGUCUAGCAAAUUGUGUAAUCGGAGAACCAACGAAUAGCUGGAAAAUAUUGUAUUAAAUGUAUUCACAAGCACAUUUAAUAUAUAAUUUAAUAACUAUGUAUCGCUUAUUAAAUAAUAAAUAAAUAAUUUCAAGAAGCCUCAUAUGAAUGUUUAUAAUAAUAGUUACCGACAAGACAUUUAACAAUGGUAAAAUGUUGCAAUAUAAAUUAUUAACACUGGUAUUUUAAAUUAAGAAUAUUUUUAUUUGUUUUUUUUUUCUCAUCGUGCCAUUGUCACACUAUUAGAUGUACACGAUCACUGUUGCCAUACCUCAUAUUAUAAUAAGAUAGAUAUAAGAAUACAUCUCGAUUAAAUUGUUGUUGCUAAAAUAUUAAUUUUCGCAGUAUUUAUCCUAUGGCUAUGACUAUAUGAAGAAUUCAGCCUAGUCAUUUGAAAGCCAAUGUUUCAAAGUUCAUGUUAUUACAAAGAACAUUUAUCUUCUGUCAUUCAUAACAUGAUGGAAGGUAUACAGUACGCGUCACGUAAAAAGAACGCUGGAUGAAAGUGAUGGGGUGUGUUUGCGCAUGGAUCGAGUUUUGCACGUAAGCUAUGUGCCGAUUAUUUUAUUUUUGAACUAGGCUCGCGAAUCGUGGCUUCUCAACUACCUAUUUGUUAUUCUUAUACCAACCACCUCAUAACACCAAAUAGACCGAUAAAUCGCCAAUGCGCAGCUUAACCCUCAGCGUUCUUUUUACUUGACGCGACCUGUACCUAGAAUGUGUCUUGUCUUUAUAACAUUGCGUGAAAAUUGAAAAAUUGGUAGUUAUGCUAAUAGUCGUAAAUUUAAAUAAAAUAAAAUUUUAUAGUAAUCGUUGAAUGGCAUAUCGAAUAAGCUUAAAUAUAUCUACUCGAAUUUGAAGUUGUCUUUCAAUACAUAUAAUAUCAAGGAAUAAUUGCAAAUUGAAAUAUAUUAUAAUUUAAUUUUGUUUUAAAUAUAUUAAAUAACAAAAUCUUACUUCAUCAUUACAAUAUGAAUGUAUUAAAAUGUGCAUUUCAAACGUUAUAUUUGUAUUAUUACGAUCUGAAUAAUAGAAAUUUUCCCAGUUUCAUUUAUUGAUUUUAUAUCUUGAAAACAGUGUAAGUUUACGACUUAAAAUAUUUAACUUGUAUCCUAAGAAAUGUAGUGUAAAAGGUUUAUUCUAGCGAAGUAAGUAUAAUGUUGCAAGGUCUAAAAUUUAAGUACAAAGCUUAAAUCGUUGUGGUGGUGUGCGUAAAUAGACAAUGUUGGUGUUGCCAGCUUAUAUCGAUGUUAACUUGGAUUAUCUGUAAAUCUCCUGUGAAAAAUAUGUUUUACUGGCCUAUAGAACGUCUUUUUAUUUUAUGAACACUAAAAGGUUCUAUAGCUAUUUGUUAUAUUUUUAUAAAAAUAGACGGCAGUUGUUUUCACUUCCAUAGCUUGCACUGUUAUUCGUAAAAACUUUAGCAAUAAAGUAUUUAUUAUAUUGUUUAAGGAAUAUCCAAAGAUGAAGGAUUUGAUGCAAUACGAAUUCAAAUUUGGCUCUGUACUAGCAAAUACAUUUUUCGUAUCGUAAUCAUUUCCCACUCUGUAGGAAAGAAUCUUGUUAAUAUUAUUGUUAUUAUUUAAAUUUGAGUAGUAUAUCAUAUCAGUCGUGUAUUUAGAGUGUAACCAGCUUCUAGGUGUAAAAUAACAGUAUUAAUAAUAUUAUUUGUUUAUAUAAUUUAGUGUAAUUUUAGUGAAAUUUGACAUGAAACAUAUGCAAUAUGGCCAUAUAUAUUUUUAAUAUAUUAUUUUUUCAAUUCGCAGAGUUAAGUAGGUACCUACAUAGACGUAUAUCGUAGUAGCUCUAAUAUUUUAGAAACUGUUCUGGUGAUAAAUAAAAAAAACAAAAAAAAUAAAUGUUGAAUCUAAUGCUAACAGUUUUUAGCGAAAGGGCUGUCUGUACAGGUACAAAUACGAUGAAAAAUGUCACAAUAUAUUGUAUGAAGAACAAAGCUUGUGUUUCAUGCAUUUUGUAACGGAAUAUAUCUAGAUGCGAAUUAGCCUUAGGCAAGAAGUGUGGAAACAUAAAUACAAUUGUGUUAUAAAAAAGUGGUCAAAUGUUGCCCUACUAAAACUGCGUACGCUGAAAAACUAACGCGCAUUGUCAUUAUUCAUGCAUGUGAUUUUUAUCACUCGUAUUUAUCGUAUCUGUAUACACCCUUAUAUUUAUGGCGUAAAACUUAGUAACGAGCUGUUAAUUGUACUUAAAUAUCCGACUGUUCACUCGUGUGUGUAUGGCUUAAAACUAUUAACAUGUAUAGUUACCACAGGAACCUAUGGUUCUGUGUUGGAGAGAUUUCAAGUCAUCCUCUAAGUACGUUACAAAUGUAACCAAAGUUAUUUUUAUUAGUAGAAAUUGUAACCUGCGAAAUAUAAUUAUUACUUUGGAAUGAGGCAAUAAACGUCUAGAAUUAUUAUAGAAACCAAUCAUACAUGAAAUACGGAAUAAUGUGCUUUAUUUUUUGAGUUCAUUAUUGAAUUUAAUUUUAAGACGCACAAUAAGUACCUAUGAUUGUAAAGAGAAGUAAUAAUUAUAUUACGGAGCUUAUAAAUCUGUUGUAUAUCGCAUUCCGUUAUAUUAUGUAAAUGUAAAUGGAAAAUGGAAAUAAAUUGAUUAUAGGUAUUGUCA